Plenodomus lingam JN3 is the source of this 909-nucleotide messenger RNA. The record is from RefSeq and is a predicted model, not a curated record. Lineage: Eukaryota; Fungi; Ascomycota; Dothideomycetes; Pleosporales; Leptosphaeriaceae.
AUGCCUCGAGCUCGCAGCGUCGACCGCAACGAUACAAGCAAAGUAUCACACAAGUCACAUGGCCAUAGUAGCCAUCACCAUGCGCGACCUUCCCGCUCCCCACACGAGGACAAUCAUCAACACAGGCACAAGAGACGGCGCACGCGCUCGCCAGCAGCAAAGCCUGUAGUGCUGCCAUAUAAAGCCAAGCAGCUUUCAAGGCGCCAGUUUGAGGAAUACAAACCGCUCUUCCAGUCCUAUCUGGACAUACAAAAGCAUAUACAACUCGAUGACUUGGAUGAACGUGAGGUCAAGGGCCGAUGGAAGAGCUUCACGAGUCGAUGGAAUCGUGGAGAACUCGCACGUAGCUGGUACGACCCAUCCAUGCUCCAGACGGCCCAAGAAACCGUACAAUCAUUCCGCCCACCCUCACCUCACGCAGCGACCAAACGCGCAUCGCCAAAAUAUGAGCCACAACAAGACAGCCAUGAAAGCAGCGAGGACGAUGACUUUGGGCCCGCACCACCUACCGACUUGGCAAGACAUGCAGGCCAUGGCCCCACCAUACCCAGACUCGACGACCUGACCUACCGCAACGAGAUGCGCAAGGAAGACCGCUCCCGCGACCGCGCAGCACACAACGACGAUCUCCGUCACGAGCGCAAGACGGAGCGCAAAGCGCAAAAGGACCGUCUGGAAGAACUGGCUCCGCGUGCAGACCCGGGGUCGCGCGAACGCCAAUUGGAGAAGAAGCGCGAGACGACGAGCACAUUGCAAUCAUUUCGCGACGCCAAGGAGAGCGGAGACGUCGAGGUCGCAGAGUCGGAGCUCAUGGGUGACGACGACGUGAGGAGAUUGCGAGGGCGAGGGAGGCGGAGAGGAACGAGGCGCUUGCUGCGCGGAGGGAGAAGGAGCACUGCCAAGGUAUAG